This is a messenger RNA of Dromaius novaehollandiae (emu), 3210 nucleotides long. RefSeq names its product bradykinin receptor B2 (gene BDKRB2). Gene Ontology annotation, biological process: cell chemotaxis; smooth muscle contraction; immune response. Gene Ontology annotation, molecular function: bradykinin receptor activity; C-C chemokine receptor activity; C-C chemokine binding. Bases 304 to 1449 code for a protein of 381 amino acids. The record is from RefSeq and is a predicted model, not a curated record. The transcript is spliced from 4 exons. Gene Ontology annotation, cellular component: membrane; external side of plasma membrane. NCBI's taxonomy places the organism in Eukaryota, Metazoa, Chordata, Aves, Casuariiformes, Dromaiidae.
UUCAGGGAGGGGCAGAAAAGCAGAAGUUAGACUCAUUCAUACAACAGAAAGGGCUUGGCUGUUCACUAGCAAGUAUUGCACUUCACUCCUUUGUACCUGCUCUGUGGCGUAUUUGCAAUCAAGCCAGGAAGGUCAGAAAUCUAUGCCGUGGAUGUGCCCUUAACUAUCAUCACAGUCAAUGCUGAAAUUUCCAAGUCAUGAGGAUCUGGGACAUGAGGACAUGAAGAUCUGCCUCAUGGGCAGAUAAACAAGCAAAAGCAGUUAUCUUCUUACAAGUCUUCAUUCCUUCUGGAGAUUUAUAAAAUGGCUUCCAUCGCAACAGAAAAUGUUACUCAACUUCACAACAUUAUGACCACCCAGGAGCUCAGAACCAGUCUGGCAGAUUUCCACAAUACUUCAGGAGUGUAUCAAAGGAAUGGAUCUGGAUGCAUCGAUUCAGAUGCGUGGAACUGGCUAUACACGUUUCAGCCUGGAUUCCUCUGGUUUAUAUUUGUGCUGGGAGCAAUAGAAAAUGGCUUUGUCCUCAGCGUCCUGUGUUUCCACAAGAGUCACUGCACAGUGGCUGAAAUUUAUUUAGCAAACAUGGCACUUGCUGACCUAAUGUUAGUCUGUGUUUUGCCUUUCUGGGCCAUUAAUAUUUCUAAUAAGUUUGAAUGGCCUUUUGGCCUAUUCCUCUGUAAAGCCGUCAACACAAUUAGUUACAUGAACUUUUAUUCUAGCAUUUAUUUUCUGACACUAGUAAGCAUCGACCGCUAUCUGGCCUUGGUGAAAACCAUGUCUCUUGGACGGAUGCGACGAACCACCUGCGCCAAAUGGAAUUGCUUCAUAGUCUGGAUGUGUGCAUUGCUCAUGUGUUCGCCUACAAUAAUGUUCCGAAAUUUAAAGUAUUUCCCAGAAUACAACAUCACGGCCUGUUCUCUUGAGUAUCCAUCCACCUACUGGCACCCUGCAAACAACUGCUUGCUUAAUAUUGUGGGCUUUGUGAUCCCACUCUGUGUAAUUACCUAUUGUACCAUGCAAAUCAUCAAAGCUUUACGAAGUAAUGAGUUACAUAAACUCAAGGUAAUCCAGACAGAGAGGAGAGCCACCAUGCUGGUCCUUACUGUGCUUUUGCUGUUUGUUAUUUGCUGGCUUCCAUUUCAGAUCAGCACAUUCAUUGACACAAUCUCUUACCUAGCAGACACUUUCCAAUGCCUUGAAGACAUCAAUGAAAUAGUGACCCAGGUAGCAACAUACUGUGCCUUUAGCAACAGCUGCUUGAACCCAGUCCUGUACGUUAUUGUAGGGAAGCACUUCCAGAAGAAGGCUGUGGAAUUCUAUACGGACUUGUUCCCAAAGGGGUGCAGAAAAUCACAGUCUGUGCAGAUGGAAAACUCCCUGGACACUUUAAGAACUUCUAUUUCCAGUGAAUGCCUAAAGAAAAAGUCUGUUUUCCCAUUACCACGAUAGCACAGUUCCUUCAUUACAGGAAAACAAACUUCUAACAUUUGCCUCCGCUAAUAUCCAUCUGCUAUGGGUCCUCAGCAUAAACAUGUGGUAGCAUUCAUCAUUUGUGGGGAACCAGUGGUUUGAUCUUAAUGCAACCUCCAUUUAGACAUCUGCUUCUACUGCUAUUGGACAUUUGUCAUGGUUCAACAUACACUGUGGCAUAUUUACAUUUUCAUGACUGGAUUAUAUUAGCUGGCUUCAUUGUUUGAAAUGUUUGUAUUUCUAAUGAAUACAGGCACCUGAAUGCACAUACAGUUCUCUGAAUAGGGCCACAGGAUAGGAGCUAUUGUCAGGAUUGUGUGACUGCUUAUGGUACCCAUACAGUUUGUAUGACUACAUUUUUGAUAGGAGGAACUCAUAUUUAAAUAAGUUUCUGGGAACUCUUGUAGGAAUAUCAUUCAAACUGAUUUUUAGGAGUUGCCAUCUUCCAUGCCGUUUCCUUUCUCUGCUCAGUCAUCCACAACAAUUUUAUUUGAUUGACAAACUGUGCCUUUUUGCAAGUGCUCUGCCUCUGCCAAGCAGAGGUUUAUGUCAGCCUUUAUGUGUGGAAUGUAACUUAAUAAAGGUAGUGGAAGGAAGGCUGCAGCCAGCUUCCUGAAGUGAGCUGAGUUUUCUUUGUAGCAGGAAAGUAUUUACCCCUUCUGCAAAGUUGCUGCAUUUACUAUGAAGAGCUCCCUUUGGGUGAGCGAAUGUUGCUUACAUUCAUACAUACACUUCAGCUCAGAGACUUGUUCUUUUAAUAGUCACAAACUAUAAUUAAUGUUUGUAGUGCUAUCUAAUGGAAACAUAAAUGCUCAGCACAACUGUUAUAACCUCACAAGAAGCAGAAACUGAGGCUAUGAAGGAAAGCAUCAUCUAUCUGCCUUAGAAAUCUAACUGAAGAUAAUAGGAGUUUUGAAUGUUCGGAGUAUGUAAAUGUGGCUUCUUUAGACUCUUGCAUUGGCUAAGUUUUCUCUGUAGAAUUAAUUUGAGUGAUAUUAAUAUAAAAUACCUCCUCCCAAAUUAGACUGGAUUUAUAAUCUAAAUUAUUUCUACACAAAAGAUAAACUGAUAGUGUACCAAAUUGUCAAUAUGCAUUUUUACCUCUAGAAACCUUGUUCUAAACCUGACUUGGAGAUGAUCUAACAGCUACUGAUAUUAACAGAGCCUUUCCUUUCUUUUCAAGGCACUGAAGGCUAAAGCCUUAUAAUUCCCAAGAGAAAUAGAGUUUGGUGACAUAAUUAAACUAUGACUGCUACUAUGAGUAGCCUUUAUCCAUCAGAGCUUGAACGGAACAGUAAAUCUAUGGGAAAGUUGUACUAAACCUUAAAAUAUUUAAACCAGGAAAACACUCGAGAAGUGUGCAAAUGUGCUAUGAAAACUGUGGGAUUUAGAAGAUUGCAGAAGAUUUAUAAGCAAUUUCUAUAGAUUUUCUUUAAUCAUCCAAUAUAAUUCUGUGUCAUAAAUCUUUUUUCAUUCUAUAUAUUGUCCAAGACACUUAUAAUAAAAUACAUCAAGGCUUUCUGUUAUCGCCAGUGUUAUCAGUAUUGUCUUAUAAAUGAGUAUGCUGUUCACUCAAACUUUAAAUGAAAGGAAUUCCAUAUGGUAGUUACGGGCAAUGGAAGAAAUGUUGACUGUCUGGUACUGAGGAGUAAAAUAUUUAAGUGUUAUGACAUGUCAAGAAUAUGACAUUAAUUUAAAUCAUGUAAAUACAUAGAGACAUUAUUUUGCUAUAUGGUAAGU